AUGUGCCGCUGUGAAAGGUAUGGUUUUCAAGCAGUUUACUCUAGAAUAGGGCAUAUAUAAAUCAGAGAUGUUUGGGUCUAGAAUAGGGUAUCAUUUUUAAGGAAACUGAUCAGUUGGUUGAAGAUUUUGUCUAGACUAGGGAUUGUGUUAUAAGGUUUUGUUUUGGUUAGACUGUGCUAGUGACCUCAGUAGUUUCUGGAAGACAGCUACUCUAGGAUAGGGGGGACUUGGGGAGUUUACUCUCGUAUAGGGUAGCAAAAUUCAGCUGAACUAGCUCUGGUAUAGGUUAAGGGUUCCAGGGUCACAGCGGCACAUCCCCACCCAGAAAUUCCUAAAGUACCCCCCUCCCCGGGGCAGAUCCUUGCCGCUCCCAAAAGCCACGAGCGUGAAUGUCGAGCCGGGCAUCCGCUGCUCUGUUCGUAAGUGUCAGCACUUCUCCGUUUAUCCGGCUCAAUUUGGAAGAUAUUGCAAACCAUGAUCUUUAGCAUUUCGGCUUCCAAAUCACGUAGCUCGUUAUGUCAUAAUGACGAAGCCUCAUCGUCUGCACACCAUGGCGUGAUCUUCAUCGAAAACAUCUCCACACGUACAAGUAGACGGGGUGUCGCUUAUUUGCCAGUCUUAUCUCAAAGGAAUGGCGUCUUUGAAUUUUCCCUUAUUUAGAGUAAAGUCCACAUCAGUAACUGGAAUGACCCAAGCCAGCUCCUUUCUCUGCAGCAAGGUCGGCGGCUCUCUCUCUUAGUUUGUUCAGGAAGGGCAUGGUUGUCUCUAAGGCGCGCAUUCUUCUCACUGCGGUUACAUUGCGCUGUUGCUGUGUUCUAAUUGCACGAUCGUCCAGGAGCUCGUGCGUCUGCGCCACUAUCUGUUCGACUACUGGUUCAGUUAUCGCAGUUGAAGCUUCGUAUUCCGAGGCUGCAAUAUGACAUAGGCCUAUGGUCCUAAGACCACACACCCUUACAGGAAAUAAUGCUAACGAGCCACGCUCAGCAGGCGUGCAGGUGUACCCUCUGAUAGAAGGAAUAAUAAUAAUGAUAAUAAUAAUAAUAAUAAUAAUGACAACAACAAUAAUAAUAACAAUGACAACAAUUAUCAUUCAGUAUUAUUACACUAUCAUAAUUUUUUGCGUCUUCGCGGACUCAGUCUCGGCCCACGUCUAUGAUACGGAACGCAAAAGAAUUUAAGAGACUUGUGUGGCCGAUUUCAUAACCAGCAAUCUUGACCUUUCGCCGGCUUGAUCAAUAACGCAUGUUGGUAUGAACAAAUGAAAUCCCGCAAAGUACAGUAGAAGUAGAAAACAUUCUCUCUACCCCACGCAUGUGUGUUUUUUAUGUAGGGUUUCGUAAUUUGUAACAGCAUACACUUCCUGCGGCCGGCAGUACGCGAUGGUGGGAGGGAAUGCUGCACACCCUUUCCGGUUUGGUUUUUGACACGUGAACCUGAAAUUAAUUCAAGAAUUAAGGUCUAAUAUUUUAAAGUACCUGCAAUAGCCUCCAUGGUUGUUUCCGUUUUAUGCCUAGCAGUCAAAACAACGCUGGAAAUGCAAAAUGUAACGGACAGUAAAACUCGGCUUCAUAUAUAUUGCUACCUACUUUUAGUUUUCGCCAUAGUUUAUCUUUGAAUUUUUGUCUUUCCUUCCUUUUAAGCAUAAGCGUGCACUGUAUCGCAAAUAUUGGACAAGUGCUUUUCUUCUUCGUCUUCGUUCUUUGAAGGUGAUUUUACACGGGACGAUUAAUUAUAUUCGCAACGACGAUUUUCAGCGCAACGCAGCGUUGCAAUGUUGGAACAAUGUUGUGAGUAUUCGAAACAAUGUCGCAACAAUGUUGCAACGCUGUGUUGCGCUAAAAAUCGUCGUUGCGAAUCGUCUCGUGUAACAUUACCUUAAGGAGUUUAGGCCGUUUUUCAUUGCAUGAUAAACGCCUUUUUCUGAUAUUUCAGACUACAAGACACUUGUCUGAGUUCAACUUCAAAGGUUAUCUCUGAUGUUUUAAAAAUGCAAGGUUAAACUCUCUUUAUGAAAGUAUUGUUUUGAGCGAAGCCUACCUAAAGGCUUUUGAUUCAGGAAAAAGCCAGAAUGUUGUAUGCCCUCAUGAAUCAAUCGAGUUUAAAUAAUCCUGCUUACAAUAACAUAAAUAAGAUUAAAACAAUUUUCUUUUCGCAGUUUUUGUUGCUUGAGAAUGUCUUAAAUCCGAUAAGUUGUACGCCCUCUAUUAAAAGGACAGCAACACAACGAAAACAUAGGGUCAGACUUCCAUUCUGGUUGUGCUUGUUAUUUUUUUAAAUAGCUCUCAUAAAGUUCUGUUUGAUCGUGUUUGCUUAGUCGUGCCAACAAAUAUUACAUAAAAUAAGUUGUUAUUCAUGUAUUCCUUUGCAUACCAAUGUGAAAGUACGCAUUUAAGAUACAAAUCUAUUUUAAAACCCCAGAUAGCCUGUCUGCCAACAUGAUUGAAUUGUUUACAGUUCGCAUAUUAACUUAAUACUCCCGGGAAUUCAGAGAUUACGCGCGUUUCAAUGCUAUGCCGGAAAUGCGGUAAAGUAUUAAAAUUUUAGUUUUUCGUAGCAUAAUUUCUUGUGUGUAGUGUGUUGCGUUUUCAAUAUCGAAAUGCAAAAGUUACUUGUGUUUACCUUAAUGGCUGAAUUACUAUUCGGAGGCGGUAUCGGUGCUUUAUAAGCCCUUCAAAGAAUGAUAGGAAAGUUCGUGGUAUGACAUGGCACGAAUUUGGCAGAAAAUUCUCCGGUUUUCCGCGAGGGAUCGAGUAGGUGUGGUUGGCUAAUUAUUAUUCCGAACACGAUAUACUCAUUCGUCAUUGGCAGACAAAUCCUGUGAUGACAUUUCCUGAAUUCGUUAGGCAAAAGGAAUGACAACGGGGGUGAUUUCUUCACAAGAUUCACGUUUCACCACGCAGAACAGAACCAGAGAAUAGAGCAUUUUAGCAAUCUAGAAAACCCAAACUAUACUUAGAGUGCAACCGAGGAAGAUCCGUAUAGGACGGAUUAAACUGGAAAAACGCAUAAUCAGAGACUGUUGCAAUCGAUUGGAGUGUAGAAUAAGUCACAAGUAAGAGGUUGUUUUUUGUUUGCACAUUCAUCACCAUUUACUUUUACAGCGAUUCUUCCUAAAGCCGAGCUUGCCAUGUGCUUCGACUCGCCGCCAUAGUCACCGCUUACUUUUUUCUGGAUCAUGAAGGUCAGGUCGACUACUUAAAGCUUUCAAAAGCUUUGCACUUCUCAGUGCUGUCACAUGUUUAACUGCAUGCACGAUAUUUUAGAAAAUAUACCGUAGCAAGAUGCCGUAAGGGGCAUUGCUGUUCUACAACAUUGUGAUUCUCCUUGUAUCUUAAAAUAUUUUCCGCGAACUUUUUUCCUCCAAAUAGAGCUAGCCCUAGGUAGAUUUUAAAAACAGGCAAGAUCACUGUCUUUUGUAUCGUAAAGAAUUAUUUAGAAUACGACGUUAAAUGUAUUGAAACACGGUAAGGUAAGGUAAUACACGAUUAUUGGAGCGAAUAAAUAUUAAAAGAAGCCGAUUAAAAACUUUUCACCAUAACUUAUUGACUUAAUGAAAAAAAAAAGUUCGAAGAGAAUAUUUGCUGUUUUGAUGGUUGAUUCUUAAUUUGUAGAGAUGAUUCAACUAAGGGUCAAGUCCUGAGGGGACUGGCAAAAUACGCGAUCUUUUGUUGUUAGAUGUAUAUUAAGGUUCAUUUCCACAUAUUGUUUUGUCAUAAGUGGCCUAUCGAUAUGCCUAGAACUUCGUUCGUACAGAAGUUCAUUAUGAGCUUGUGCUGUAAAAAUAAAUCAUAACACAGUUCUAUUUGAUUGAGUUAACAUUGCAUGAUGGGAAGCGGUGAAGUAGUUUAUGCUCGAGUUGUUGCAAUAGCGGUUUAUUUGAAUCGCUAUAUUUGCAAUUUGUGGUCAUUUGAAAAUGCUUUGUUUACCGGUCACCUAAGCCACAACAAAUUGAAAUGAAGUUAUAUUGUCUAGGACUUUCAAAGUCAGCUUUUGACGCCGUUAAUAGUAGCGUCGCAACCAAAUCGGAUCGUUCACUUGCACUUGUGCCGUUGUCAAGAUGGCGAACUCGUAGUGGUUCAUAUUUCACAACAUUAACGGGUAUUUUUGGAAUCAUGCACUUCGUUAUUAUAUUGUAAAGUAAAAGGAAAAGAUUUACUUGUCAACUGACUAAUUUGUCAAUCUUAUUGAUAUCUAGGUGUAAAUCUAGACCGACAGCAAGUGGACAAAAGAGACGAAUGGACGUAAGGAUGAUGUUCCUGUAUGCUACCGCAUUGCUCAUUUUAGCUGGUAAGACUUGCAAUAGCUAUGGUGCACUAUCAAUUUAUUCUAUCGUAUUCUUUAAUAAAAAAGCAUUGUUACCGGUAUACUUUUGUACUCAGGAGAAAUAAGUUAAGAAGUGUUGCAUGUGCGCUUUUUUUAUGAUUUAUGAUUCAUCCAGUAGCAGAGUACAAAAUCGAACGGUUUUGUUGGGAGUCGCCAAUGUUAAAUCGAUAACUUUUUUUUGAAAUCUUUUGGUAUCAAUUUUUCACUCUUUUUCUACUUUGGUCCUUCCUUAAACAAUUCAUUGUCCGAUGCCCAGUGGGGGGCGGGGAGUCCCUAGUUCCCUUCCCUUAACACUUCAUUGUCUUAUGCCCAGUGGGGGGUCUCCUACUUCCCGUCCUUAAACAUUUCAUUGUCUGAUGCCUAGUCCACGUGGAGGGAAGCGGGGAGGGGUGGGGGUGGGUGAAGGUUUGCAGCACAUGUCACAGUUCGAUCAAAAUUGAUCAUCAAAAUUGUUAAUGUUUGACAUCUGUCUAUUGACUGGGGUAAGAUUUCUGUACAACCCCACACAUGUAUUAUUUACAUAUUUUGACUGUAUUCAUUUUAACUAUAUGUGUGAAAUGAUAUGAAAUUGAGGCAUGCAUAAUAAAUGCAGGAGGAUUGUACUGCAGGCAUUUCUGACCACCUUUUGUUUGUGUGGCAGUUGUUGUUAUAGCAAAAUAUUUCAUCUACAUACAAAGAGUGUGUUCACCGAUUGUUUUUUUUUUCCACUUCAGGAGGUAUUCAGAGCACUCCAGUUCCAGCAAAAUUUUCCUUUGAAGUCACUGCAAAAAUUGAAGUACUUUGUGUCCAUGUUAGUUACAGUGUUGCAAUCAACUGCAAGACUAAUGAUCCAAGUGCAAAUGUUUCUCUCUCUCUUCCUAAACACUUGCCAUCACACAAUUUACCAAGCUUGCAAGGAAGGUUAAAAAGAAAUGGAGCAAUCUUCACUAUACAAAAAGCAAUUUUACACGACGGAGGAAAAUACUAUUGUGUUGCAGAAAAGAAUGGGAAAGUGAUUAAAAGAGAAAUCUAUCUCUACGUGGCAGGUACGUGUGGAAUAUUUCACAGUUACAUACUGUAAUAUUGCAUGUCUAUAUCGUAGGUUCAGUGAUAUAAAAUUUAAUCUUAACCCUUUAAGUCCCAGUGGUGACCAAGAUCAAUUUUCUCCUAACAAUAUCCAUAGACUGUCAAGAGAUACGUUAUGAGAAUAAAUAAAAUGAUCACCCAAGAGAAAAUGCUUUGAUCUAUUAUCAGAUUCUCUCAACUACUUCUUUAAGGAAAUACAUGGAGAUCAGUUUGGAGAAUUUGUACGUUGAUACUGGGGCUUAAGGGUUAAUGGCAUUCAUGCUUCCUGUUUUUGUCAUCUCCUUAUGCACUAAUGAUAAUGAUCCAUUGUCCCACCAUGUCAUGUAGCAAUUUCUGAUUUUUCAGACAUUUUGGUUGCCAUGGCAAAUAGAAAAACAUUUUUGUAACUAAAAUAAUUGUAACAGUAGCCACCAAUUUAUUUGCUGGUGAGCAUUAUGUGAGCCAGCACACUAUUCUCUACAAUAGCAGGAAAAAGCCAAAAUUUGUCGGGUGUAAGAUUAGGAGCAUGUGCAGUCGUUUGGUGUUCUUAUUAUCCGGGGUAUUCACUCCUGUGCAAUGACAUCACGUAAAACGCACUUGGAUGAGAUCAAGAGAAUACGAGAGCAUGGUGGUCAGCAGAUAAUUGCAGUAUUUUUCCCAAAGUAAAUAUUUCAGAGACAAGAAGUGAACCAGCAGAGAAAGUAGUAAUUAUUAUUCAAUGAUUGAAAAAAUAAUUUCGUGACUCUUCGUUUUUGUCGCACAUCGUAUUUGUCCUUUGGUAUUGAAAUUGCAAAAUGCAAGCGUCACUCACUGCAACCAUGUAAAUUCUUAACUGACAACAAUGUGGGCUGGACUAUUGAUCGAUUUUUUUAGGUAUUUUGCCGGGUGAGGAGAAGAUUAUAGAAGUUAUGAUACUGACAAAAAUUACUGGAGAAUUAGUGUCAAAUUUAUCAGAAUUAAGUCUGUCCAAGAGAGUUUUAUAAACAUGAGCUUGUGUACCUCAAUAAACAGAUUCACACUUCAUAACACUGAUGACAUUUCACUUCUUUUAUUAUGAUCAGUCAACACCUGAAAUUCAAAGUUAAAAUUCAAACAACCCUAAUAAAUUACAACUAUUGCUGAAAGCUCUGUAUCUUUGAAGCAACCUUAACUUUCCUUAGUUUUGCACCAAAACACUACUUGAUAUCUUAACUCUUGGCAGUUCUUUCAGCUUUUGUAUAUGCAGCUACAUGUUGCAUAUUCCAAACUCUGUGGAUGAAUAUUGUUAAAAGGAAAAAGCAAAACACAUAUUAUGUCUGAAAAGCAACAUAAAAUGAAUAAAUUUGUGAAUUACCAAACUAUUAUACUGAGAAACAAUCCUGCCUUCAAGCUCCAUGAUUUUGUUCCAUCCUUUGUGCAUGAUCAGUAAACAAAUAAACUGGCAAGGCCCUUGAUGAUCGCUCUGCAAGUUGUGAGAACAAAUCCUCUUUCAUAGAGAUGGUUUUUUCUCUGUGCAUUCAGCAGAAGACUGUGGUGGUGUACCAGGCAAAAAUUUUUCUGUUGGGAGAAAACUGCUGACUCUAGCUUGCUGGUCUUGGGACAAAAGAGACGAAAUGUGUGAAGCAAACCAGCUUGGCACCUAAAGUGACUUCUGUACCACAUGCAAUUAAUCAUUAAUCAGUGUUUUUUGCCCAUUGAGGCGUUAAAUUUGAUCAUUGUGUCAACAUCUCGUCCCGUUUAGGUUAAUAAUUCAGCUGAUAAUUUGACCAUGAGUCACAUUUGUCCGUCAAGGCGAAAGAAAAGUCUGAAACCAUGUAAAUUCAAAAUGUGUAUCACUCUUUGAAGCUAACCCUUAGCUAACCAUUCAACUGUAAAAUUAUUUGACUGUUGUACUGGCAAUUGCCUACUAUGCCAUGCGCCAGCACGUAGAGUACUGUCAUGUCCAAUGUUUUUUUAUACCUUUAAGUCCAAAAAAAACAUUAUUGAGCCCAACAUAUCCAUGUGUCAAUACUUUUGCACCUCCUUUUGCGAAUUGACAGAAACUUUGUUGACAUAGUAGAGUAGCAUAACACAAAAAUAUCUUGUGGAUUCAUCACUUACCCAUUCGUGACCCCAAUGAAAUAUAAACAAGUGAUUACUUACAACCCAUGCCUCGUUUAUCAUCUGCUUGCACUCUGGGAAUUUACUUGGUUCAGAUGCUAUACUUAGUUCACGUAAGCUGAAUCCUCAUGAAGCACAACUUCUGAAUCAGUUUGAAAAAGCUAAUUCAGGGGCGGAUCCAGGAUUUUUUUUAGGAGGGGGUACACUCGUCUCUUGCUCUACUUCAACACCAAUAAAGCACAUAGUUUUUUCUGCAGAAUACUAGACAGUUGUAUUAGAAAACCGCAGGUCAUCUCAGGGGGGGGGGGUGUGCACCCCCUGCACCCUCCCCCUAGAUCCACCCCUGUAACUAAAUUUGAAUCGGCUCAACCAUUCUUCUUGCCUGGCUCAGCUGGGAAUAACAGCCCAAUUUACCUAAUAUUUACAACGGUUAGUGCCUUAUGUGUUGUAAGGAAGUUCUUCAAUAUGCUUUUUCUUCAGUACAGUAUGGUGAUACCCCAAUUUUUUUUCAUUUCUUUAUUUGGUUAUGUAUAAAAGAAGCAACAGUGUUAAAAAAUGACCUUUGCAAAGUCAUUGUAUGGACAGUGCUUGUUAUGAAUAUAACUUAUUGAAUGUUUGGUCUUGCUUUUGUCACAGGUAUUCCAAAUCUUUCCAUUGUUCCUUAUAUGAGCAAGCGUGUACCCAAGGGAUCAAAAGUCAUCUACACAUGCAAGGCACAUAAUGCUACAGUUUGUGACAAUUUGCAGUGGUCCAAAGUCAAUGGGCUUAUGAAUGACGUUAGAGUAACAUCACCGUGGAACAAUAAUGGAGUGUGGGAAACGGAACUGGAGAUUGAAAAGGCUGCUUUUGCUCAUUCUGGGAGAUACAAGUGCGAGCUUUCUUAUCAUCAGGAUUUGUUGGCAGAAGAUGAAGUUGAAGUGACAGUCUCUGGUAAAUGUCAUUUUUAAUGCAGUAAUUUAAGGUCAUUCAUGUAAAAGGAUAAUAAUAGUAAUAAUAAUAUUAUAUUAAUAUUAAUACUGAUAUUUAUGAUAAUUUUCUUAUAAUUAAUGGCUUAAUAGAGGAUAUUACUUGGCUGUGCGGAGAUACGAAAUUUCUCUUCGAGUGUUGAAAAAUAUUUCAUGAGUGAGCGCAGCGACCGAGUGAAAUAUUUUUUCAACACGAGAAGAGAAAUUUCAUAUCUCCAAGUGGCCAUGUAAUGUUCUAUUUAUGAUAUAAACACCAAUGAAAUACCAAACCAUUUCACUUUAAUAGUUUUUUGGUGUGAAAGGUGCGAUUUAUUAUGUAGCCAUAGCAAAGGUGAUAUUGUCACAUGUGAAAAUAUCAAGUUUUCGCGCGAAAGCUCACCUGGUAUUUCGUUGGUGUUUAUAUAAUAAUUGAUACCAUCUUCUGGUUGUCUGAAAAAGCAGUUGAGCACCUAAUUUUUCCAAGUUACAUGGGGCAUUGACUGGGAAAAUUUUGGUGUUUUGGAUACAUGUGGGUGGUUGCAAAUGGAGGCUCGACCCACUCACCGUAAAAAUGUCUGUAAAAUUUUGUGACUUUAUGGAGCAAUAUCUUUGCUCACUUUUAAGUUAUCACCUUCAAAUUUGGUAAAUUUCCUAAUUUCAAGGUGGUCUCUCCAUCAGUGUCUAUUGAUAUUCCCUUACUGGAGGUAUUUAUAAGAGUCAAAUGUUAAAAGAAUUGUAGAAGGGUCCAUUAUUGCAGCGUCACCUAAUAUCAUAGGCCCUGGCCAAUAAUAAUAAUAAUAAUAAUAAUUAUAAUAAUAAUAACCUUUAUUUUAAGAGGGUGACACCAAUUAUUAUGAAAAGUAUUCUCCCUACUGGCCCUCUAAAAACAAAAUUGAUAAUAAUAACUUACAACAGUCAUGAUAAAAAGCCUAAUACAAAUAGUAAUUAUUGUAAUAAAAGAUCUUAAAAAUUCUACUAUUCUCCCUCCCUAGUGGCCCUCUAAAAACAAAAUUGGUAACAAUAAAAUUACAACAAUCUUGAUAAAAAGCUUAUUUACAAAUAGUGAUUAUAAUAAAAGGUUCUUGAAAAUUCUAGAGAUUUAAAAAAUUGAGAGAUGUUAAAAACGGAAGUGAAUACAUACAUUGGUAAAAAAGGGAAUCCAAUCUACAAUGAUUAAAAAAAGCACGGAGUUUUAAAAAUCAGAAUAACUUUUUAACUUUAAAAUUGUUAAUAUUAAUAUUGACAGUUUUAAUAUUAUCUACGUCUACAAUGUACAACUUUAAUCUACAAUGGAUUCCCUUUAUACUUACUGUACCAUGACUAAAGUUUAUAAUCAUUCAUUACUCCUGACAAUUGUAUGAUGCCAAUGCUUCUUUUCUUUUUUUAAUACAAAAUCAUGUCUAAAAUGAGAAAGUCAACAAGUUUAAUGGUGACAUUGUUAAAUAGUUUUGAAAAGUGAAGGUGUAUGCGAUUUCAUUCCAGCUCCAGAGGACGUGAAGAUAAUUACCAGCUCCCCUUCUCCGAUAUGGGUAAACAAUUCAGUCCAGGAAUUGAGAAUCAGAUGUGUCGCCAGUGGCUUUCCUUAUCCCACAUUCACAUGGCAAAAAGAUGGGAAAGUCAUAGAAAAUUGUGAAAUACAUGAAGAAUGUGCCAAAACUAAGAGGUACCUUUUGACGUCCUAUGGCCUGAAAAUAGUGCAGCCACGCUAUCCUGACGAUAAUGGAAAAUUUAGCUGUGUAGCAAGAAACGCUUUGGGAACAGACAGAAGAGACUUUGAUGUUAUUAUACCAGGUAGGUUUUGAUUGUGUUCUGUGACCCAGUUUUCAAAGGGGGAACCCUUUGCCCUCUGAUCCCUCACAGCCAAUCACCCUCUGAGAAACCAGAGGGGUGAGAUCAGAGGUCAUCAGUCCAUCAGUGUACACUGUACAAGUGUUGCCCAUCAGCUGUGACUGAAGUCUCAGAUUGGCACUUUUUAUUUCCUUGGGCCAUCCCCUUAUGUUUUCAUCUACCGUUGAAUGCUUUUCCUGAUUUUGGGUCAGUCGGCCGGAUUAAGAACAAAAAAAAUCACAUGGAUUGUCGGAAUAGGUGGCUUGGUACCCCCAUAUCAUUGCUGUAGAGCCUGGGAGCAACAAGACAUGAAGUAAUAUAUCAAGCAUGGGACGUAGUGUUUUAUCUGUUGAUGAAACACUGAGAAGAGAGUUGAAAAUACGACACGCAGUGGAGUAUUUUUGACGAAGUUCGAGGUAUUUCAUCUGUUGAUGAAACACUGUGUCGAAUGCUUGAUAUUACUUCUUAAACAAAGUGAUUUUAGAAGAAAUUAAGGAUGCAAAAAUGAGUAGUUUUUCGCCUGAUUUCCAACACUCAUUAAACAUUAAUUUUCUUUGUAUUUUCUUUAUGAAUUAUCAAUGAGAUUGACGACUCAAAAUCAAUAUGGCGGAAGAGUCGGUUGAUGUUUUAGCAAAAUUAAGACAAUAUAGGAAAACAAAGUGCACAAUAUAUUGUAAAAAAAAUAUUCUCGUUUCGCUCUAUGUUACUAUGCUCAUUUUUAGACUAAAAGAAGUAAUUAAAGUGAUAAGAGGUUUGUUGUGUAAAGAGUGUUAUAAUGCUUGGGAGACAUGUUGGAUCAAUUUAGCUUAAUGCAAAACUGCCCACCUACCCCACCCCUAACCCAACAUUUUGAACCAAGUGAGAAGCAAAUGUUAACGUUGGGUUAGGGGAGGGGUAGGAGAGCAGUUUCCCAGAAACCUUAAUUGCUCUGACGUAUUUUGUUCGGCACAAAAGAUGCCAUUCAGUCAUUCACAGGUAAUUUCUCGAGUGUCUUGGCGAAUAAGGACGCGUAAAUUGGCCUGAAUUUCACUAAAUUACUUCGAGAAAACGACUCGAAGUAAUCGUCUGAAAUUCAGGCUACGUGUAAUGGAAUUAUAAACAAAAUAAACUAGACAGCCGUGACGUCACAGCUCUUUUAAAUACUGAUGGUCACUGUUCUGAUUUCAGUGAAACCUGUUUUAAAGAAAUCAGUUCAGACAGUGUACACGUGGUUACCUGGCAGGAAACAACAGUUGAGUAUCCCAUGUGUUCUGCAACAGGGCGCCACCCCAGACGUUACGUUUACCUGGCAGCGGCAACAGAUCAUACAUGUACCUGGAUAUGAUUAUAUAAAUCUCCCUCCUAGGAACAUCAGUAAAACAGAUGAUAAAUUUGAAAUCAUUUCUUCCCCGAAUCAUAAAGGGAGUGUAUUGAAAAUUUUAUCAUUUCCUCAGCCUUCAAGAGUCAACUUUGUGUGCAACGCAGCUAAUUCAAAGGGGAGUGAUAAAAUGACGUUUGAAGUUGCAAAAUUGAAGUCGUAUUAGAGGUCAACUUUUUGUAGAGUUGGUGCUCUCCCGCCCCUCUCCCCCCCCCAAAAAAACACCUUCUGUCACGUAGAAUGUAAGAGUUGAUUUAUAUCUUUUUUUUACUCGAAAGAGAACUGCGACGCUUGUAAAAAUGUCUGACUUGUCAGUUAGGCGUGUUUUGCCUUUAAGGACGGCGUCUAUCUAAAACUUGCUGUUUGCGAAUAAGAAAGUACUACGUAAACAUUCUUUAUUUUGUUCAAGGGAGAUGACAAUAGGAAAAGAUGAACGUAAAGAAGGUUUACGUUUUGAAGGUUCCAGAUCUAGAUUCAGUUGUACAGUAACGAUGUUAGGUGCAAUAAUAAAUAUCAAUCGUGUAAGCAUUUUCUCAUUAACCUGAUUUUAGUCCCAAGAGAAACCAAAAUCACUUUCCUAAAAAUAUCCGUACUCAGAGAAAAGGUUACAAGAGUUGAGAAAAUGAUCAUAGGGAAAAUGCCUUGAUCUUGGAUCAAAUUCUCUCAACUAAUUCUUCAAGGAAAUGUAUGGCGAUUAGUUAGGAGAAUUUGUAUGUGGAUACUGGAGCUUUAAAGGUUAACCAAGUCAGAAAUCAGCUGCUGGGCGAGGGCCCUUAAGAUCCGAAGACGGAGACGGCAGAGAAAAUGUCGCUGAAAAAGUAAAUUCGCGUUCUUUCAAUCUUCAUCGCGUUUACUCCAAGUCACUAACUUUGUCAAAUUUAGGCGAACCCUUCUAAAGUUGAAUUCCUAAGAACCAUAUCCAAGUUCAGAAAGAGAGAGGAAAUUUCGUCGUCGCUUGUGUACCUCCUCUGUACAUCGUGAAAUUAGACAUUUUCACGUCGUAGUCGUGCAGUGACGACAAAGGAACGUACAAAAAAGCGUGAUGCACGCGCAAAAUUGUUGUUUUGCUAAUUAAACCAAUUGCUUUUAUGGCGUUCCCCUUGCCGUCGCCGUCGUCGGAUCUUAAGGUCCCUAUUAUUCGUUGAGGACCGCGCUCUUUCGAGUAAAUAGACUAGUCUAUUAAUAUAGGUGCACUGCAAGUUUUUUUUCUUUUUGCGCUUAUCUUUGCCUUUUAAGUUGAGAUAUCUGUACACCGCUGAACAAAGGCUUCGACUUAAAUAGCCCUCAAUAAUGAAAACAAUUCAAUUUCCGUUAAGAUUUGUAAAAUAUUUAGACUCACUUCAUUAUACUCGUACCCAAGAUAAUAUUCAGAAUCGCAACAUCGCUUGGCGUCAAGCCUGUUUUUAGCCUGUGUACAGACGCCCCCCUCAGACUUUUGGACGGGAGGGGGCAUCUGUACACAGGCUAGCCUGUUUUCAGAUAGUUUUAAUAAAACUACGUAUCGUUACAUUAAAUUUAUCAUGAUCGGUUGUUUUUGUUUCGUCUGAUUUUUAUAUUAGAAGUCAGCUUGCCGCCAUGUAGUUUUAGUUGAAAAUACUUGUCACUAACAAUCCUUUUAUUCGUACCUAGAUUAACAGUACAUCUACCUUUGUUUCAUUAACUACCGUAAGCUGCUGCUUAUAAACCGUGUGCUUGCUUAUACAUCUCCUGAGGGGUUUUAAGAGGCUUUAGACUGCAAAACAGUCGGUUUUUUUUUCUCAAAACCGGUUUAGCGUAGCGUAAAAAUCGCGUAAGAGUCACGCGCGCGAGCUUCGUGUGAGGCAUCUCUCCCCAGUCUCGCUCUCUGCGAGGGUGGCGCAGUGGUGAGAGCAGUCGCCUCCCACCAAUGUGGCCCGGGUUCGAAUCCCAGCGUCGACGCCAUAUGUGGGUUGAGUUUGUUGUUGGUUCUCUCCUUUGCUCCAAGAGGUUUUUCUCCGGGUACUCCGGUUUUCCUCUCUCCUUAAAAACCAACACUUCCAAAUUCCAAUUCAAUCUGGAACGCACGGACACGUUUAAACGAGUUCAUAUGAACUCCUAAGUGCUUCGUGGGUAAAAUAGGAAUUUACAAUUCUAACAAUUUUAGCCUCGAUUUAGAUCUUUUGUUUGACUGUUCGUUCGUACUUGAAUACGCAAAAAUACGGGCUGUCUUGCAGUUUGGGAGGACUUACAAUGGAUGGGGACUUAUAACCGGAAUAGGAAGGCGCUAGAGGGGGCUUACGAUCGGGGCCGAGUUGUUCAAAGCUGGGUUAAGAUAACCCAGGGAUAUUGCGAGAUUUGAAUUCAGAUUUGAAAGCCUAAAAAGCAUUUCAUUCUUUUUGGCUACAAGUUGAUCAUUGGAAGCUCUAAAUAUAACAGAGAAAAUUAUCCGAGAGAAUGCUUUUGAACACAAGAAAAGAAAUCCGGGUUAAAUUUAAUCCCGGUUUAAGCGCUAAUCGGCCUUCGAACGACUGGACCCAGAUGUAUUUUUUUUCUUGUUGUUUAAUGGUAGUUGGGCCUAUAAUUGGUGGUUUUAUAAGCUAGCCGACUUAUAAGCGGCAGUUUACGGUAAUGUGUUUGUAACGUUUUGGAUGCAAAUUAAACAUGGUAUUUACUCAACGUUGUAGCAUUGAGGCUUUUGAAAGUACCGUAUGUGUUUCCCCUGGGGGUGGGUAUUUGGGUUGCUUUGUUUGUAUGUGUCGCCCCAGUGAUUUUUCACCUUUCCGUCGUCUCCCGCGCCCUUUCUUUUUUCCUCUCCAGUCUCUUCCUGACGCAGAGAGGCGUUUGAGGGGAAGGGAGAGCAAAUGGAUUUGUUUUAGUCUCUGUACUGUCUACUAGGGCCAAUUUGGAUUUCUUCUAAGUUUUCUUUAGUGCGCGCAGUUCGCAGCGUAAUGACGGCUGGAAAUGUUAAUGGUCAAAAGCCCCAUAGAUACCUUAGUGGAGGUUUACAAAAUGUAGUAUUCACUUCUUCAAUUCAUCAAAUAGAGCAUUGGCUGUAGGAAACAUGGGUUUCGAUUAACGUUUCCGCGUCUCAGGAUGAGAAGAGAACGCUCGGUAAUUACCAAGACUUCACGAAUGCCGAUCGACUUCUGAAUCAAAACUGAGCUUACUUAGAGGCUUUUCUACAAGGAAUAUAUGGGGAGAAUUGACCAGAAAAGACAAAAGACAACUUCAAUGUGAGUAAUUCAACUUUAUUACGCAAAAAAUUAACCUUUGUUUAGUCGAAAAGCAUGUUUCCUAUAGCCCACGAAUAGACAAAGAGGUGGCAACCAGGCCCCAGGCGAGUGUGUAUGUUCUGCGGCAUUUUGUAAUAACGGCAGUGCCUGCUAAACUUACUUAGUAACGGAAAGUGGU
Porites lobata is the source of this 14943-nucleotide messenger RNA. The record is from the annotation of a GenBank genome assembly. NCBI's taxonomy places the organism in Eukaryota, Metazoa, Cnidaria, Anthozoa, Scleractinia, Poritidae.